GCCUCUCACUCCGGCUGCUGCUGCUGCUGCUGCUGCUGCUUCUUCCCUCUCUCUCUCUGAGGAUCGAUGCGGCUUCAUCGGGCAGCGGCUCUCUCUCUCUCUCGCUCUCUCCCACACUCGGACUCGCUUGUAGCUUCCACAGCCUCAUCAAAGGCCUUCUUCACACACACCGGACCCGGGACCUGCUCUCUUUCUUUCUUUUUUUUCACUCUACAUGCGACUGCAACCGGAAUAAUUAAGUGAGGAAUGUGGAAAUUACAGAAUGCCCAACAGCGCUGGAAAGAGAUUUAAACCCACCAAAUACAUCCCAGUGUCCACUGCUGCCACACUCCUUGUGGGUUCGACCACUUUAUUUUUCGUUUUCACGUGCCCCUGGUUGACUAAAGUGGUCUCUCCCGUUGUGCCUCUCUACAAUGGCGUGGUCUUCCUCUUCGUCUUGGCCAACUUCAGCAUGGCUACCUUCAUGGACCCUGGCGUCUACCCCAGAGCGGACGAGGACGAGGAUAAGGACGACGAUUUCCGGGCGCCGCUCUACAAGAACGUGGAGAUCAAGGGCAUCCAGGUCCGGAUGAAGUGGUGCGCCACCUGUCACUUCUACAGGCCGCCUCGCUGCUCGCACUGCAGUGUGUGUGACAACUGUGUCGAGGACUUUGACCACCACUGUCCCUGGGUGAACAACUGCAUCGGACGGAGGAACUACCGCUACUUCUUCCUCUUCCUCCUCUCGCUGAGCAUCCACAUGAUGGGAGUUUUUUCCUUCGGCCUCAUGUUCGUCCUCCACCACAGAGAGAGGCUAGGAUCACUGCACACGACCGUCACUCUGGUGGUGAUGUGCAUUGCGGGGCUUUUCUUUAUUCCAGUCAUGGGACUCACAGGUUUUCACAUGGUGCUCGUUGCUCGAGGUCGAACAACCAACGAACAGGUGACCGGCAAGUUUCGUGGAGGAGUGAAUCCCUUCACCAGGGGUUGCUGUGGCAACGUGGAGUAUGUCUUAUGUAGUCCUCUGGCACCUCGGUACGUGCUGGACCCCAGAAAAAAGCCCCACGUCAAAAUCCAGCCUCCGUUCAUCAGACCCGAUCUCUCAGACAGACAAAUAACCAUUAAAGUCAGCGACAACGGCAUCCACAGCACCAUCAUCAGCUCCAAGUCCAAAAGCAGCCUGGAUGAUCUGGACGACAAAGACACUCAGCCGCCGCUGCCUCCUAAAGCUGACAGGUACAACCAGCUGAAAAACCAGCUGACAUCCAGCGAAGAGAGUUCUCUUUCUGGUAAAACGCACCCAUCCACUCCAGUGAUGUACAAGUUCAGGCCAUCCUUUGGCACCAUGCCUAAAGUCCACUACCACACUGCUGGAGAGAAGAUUACCAUGCCGGAUGAUCGGAGGACAUCAGCCAUCUUGGAAGAGGGCAUCCUUAGUCACGACUACCGAUCCGAGCCAAACCUCGAUCUGCCCGAGUACACCAACACGACCCUCCACCGCACUUUCCAGUCCUCUCCACUCCAGCUGGACUCUGAGCCCGUUAGCUCCCGCUCUGUCAGCUUAAAGCAGGGCCACCGCAGGCUGGAGAAGGGCCAGCUCCUCGUCCUGCAGCCUCACACAGCCACAUCCACGCCUUACAAGAGUGUCUUCUCACCUAACGCGCUCUCCAACCGCAACGGCAGUCUGUCCUAUGACAGCCUGCUCAACCCUAACAUCUCUCCAGCCACCGCCAACGAAUGCAUGGCCCACCGCGGCAUGCCGUCCAUGGGCUUCCACUCGCCCUACCUGCCCACCAAAAUGUGCCACAUCCGAGAGCCUGAAAUGCAAAGGCACCAGGUUGCCCCCGUCGUCUACAGCCCGGUGAUGCCGCAGCGAGGGGUUGGCAGGCAAUCCCCGCACCAAAGGGAAAGGGACCCAUCACCAGUGCGCUAUGACAACCUCUCUCAGACCAUCAUGGCCUCCAUCCAGGAGCGAAAGCAGAUGGAGGAGAGGGAGAAGCGGCAUAUGCUGCGUGGGCACUCUCAGACUCACAUCUAUGCCCAGGACUCUGGCGUGUUUGAUGGGGGCUAUGGUUUGGCACAUAACGCUUGCUAUCCAGAUGGGCCUCGUGGCCCUGGCUCCAGAGGCCCAACGCCUCCAGCCUACGGAGGCUCCAGGGACAACCUGGUGGGGGUCGGGCUGUUAAGCUAUGGCCAGCGGACCCCCGUGUUGCGCCACGCGGGCUCCGCACUGGGCCGCGCCCCCAGGACUUCGUCCACGUCCCUGCACACAGAUCACAGUAGUAGUAACAGCAGUCAGAGCAGGGUCACUGGCCUUGAGGGGCCCUAUCGCUCCCCGGCCCACCAGCCCCACUCCCCCGCUAUGCCCCGCUCCCCCUCCUACUCUCAUCAGAAAUUCUCCUACAUCAGCGCCCUUGAGAGGACAGACUCACCUCGUCUCGGGGGCCCAAGAGAGGCCAUGAAGGUUAACGGGCAGAUGGACUGCCACCACGCCACCCAGGGCGCCAACCUCAGCCCCGGCCGCCACAGUAACGUCAAAAAGGUGACAGGCGUGGGAGGCACCACAUAUGAGAUAUCUGUGUAAGCCGCCUCCAGUGACCACAGCCACUCCGUUAUCGAGAGAUUCUCUCGUUUUUGGUCUUGACGACGGAAGAAAAACACUCCGUUUUUGGGCGGUGCAGUCCAAUCUGAGGAUGCGUCCGCUCUUGUGUAGGUGUGUCUUGCCAAAUGCCUGUUUGUUUGUUCCCUGAGGGAUUGGUUGUCAGGUGGUUGAUAACCCGUGCAGACUGUACUGUAUACGUGUGUGUGUGUGUGUGUGUGCGUGUAGUGUCUUGUCAUCUUGGUUGUGAGAGUUUUCAGACGUGGUCACGUGGACAAGCGUAUACGUUGUUCCAAAGGUCACACAACUUUGCUCCGAGAAGGCGCUGAUGGUGCUUCACUUUAACCUGUUUGAGAAGUUUGAGAAGUUUGACAGAUGAGAUGCGUUAACGGUCGUCGCAGGAGAGGCUGGGAAACCUGAUAUCAAAGAGAAUUAAAUCUUAUCACUUUUGAAAGGCUGCGUUUCAGAAAACAAAGAUUUAUUAGAAAGUAUAACAAACGGCAACUUCAUCGUAGUGCAAAAUGAUCCUCUCAGGAACGAGCGCGAACAGCAGAGAGGUUGUCACGGGAUAAUAUUUUGACAUGGAUUAUUGAAUGUGUUUUUGCUUCAUCUCAUUUGAGUGCAGGUGUCGAUGGGGCUCGAGUUAAGCUUAGCCUUUAGAUGCAGCUUCUGUUUGGACGUCACUGUGUGUGUGUGUGUGUGUUCUGAAAGAUCAGAAUACCUCAUCCUAUCCAAGUCCAGCCUUGCACCACCAAAACAAGUCCUCUGUUCAUGUCGUUUAAAAACGUGUAUGUAAAUUAAGAUUAUAAUAGUAUUUGCAAGGGUAAAAAAAAUGUGGUAAAAUGAAGAUAAUGUUUACCUAUUCAUUAUUUUUUUGCAGUUUGUUUUUGGUUUUUCUUUUUUUUUAUUAUAUAUAAAUAUAUACACCCAUCUUUCAAAAACUAUGCUUGAUACAUCUUGUUUUUAUACAGAUACUUAAACCUGGAAUGGAUGUAUUAUUUUGAGUGCUGUUGCUUGUUGAUAAAUUAUAUAAACACGGUAAAUAAAUGAUAUCAAGAUUAAUGGGUAAACAUUCAUGAGAGUAAAUCUAGCUUGUUCUAACUUGCAGUGUAAAAAAAAAAAAAUAAACGUGAUGAAAUGUUAUGAGCUGAGGGUAAAGAGGUAAAAUACUGAAGCCAAUCUUGGAUAGGGUCAGUAUGUGCUGUCCUCAUGUGGAGGAAUGGGCUUUUAGAUUUCGGCGACAAACACGAUAAACCGUAUCACAACUAUAAUUAUGUGCAGCAGCUGUCCGGUACAGCUCCCACCUCCGAGUUUGAAGGUUAUUUUGUGCUUUUACAGAAGUCUUAAAACAUUACGUUGGACUAUAAAUCUAUAAUAUCUAAAAGGCGAAGAUUCCACAACAUGCCAAACGUUACCCAGGGCGUAGAGCGAUCGACGUGGUCCAGCUAUGUUUGCGUUGAAGAAACCAUUGUUGCCUUUUGAGAUGAAAAGCUGAAGUGACUGGUGGAAACACUAUUGUAGAAGUGUUUAAUGUUGAGCAACAAACACUACAGACAGUUUAGAACUGUAUUAGAAAAGAAGCCGUUGUACUUGGUGACACACAAGCUGGUUUGAUAUAUAAGUACUGUUUCCAGGAACCUUUUUUUUUUCCCUUCUUCUAAUUUCUUUUCUGUUCAUAGUUUUCUUUUUCCUUCUUUCAGAGAUAAGUGUUAUACGUCAAUAGCUGAGGUGCAGUCUUGCUUUCUGACAAGGUUGGAUGUUACUGAAACUUGCUGUACUUACAACCUUCUGACCUUUCAAGGUCUCACCCGGCUGCCUUACUUCACAUUAUACUGUGUUCACGGAAACACAAGGUAAUGUUCAUUCAUGAUUUAUCAAGUGUUUUUAAAAACAAAAAACAUUUCUGUUCUGAGGCUGCAGCACGCAGGGCUACAUGUUUUGUCAAAAUCCGGGCAACAAGAGCAUCUUGAAAUAUCUUAAUGGACCCGUUAUGUUGCUGCGUUGCCUGAACGGAACCCCGUUUGACCACAUAUCAAAACACUGUCGAUGUCAUUCCUCUCUGCAAGACGACUGCCAUUAGUCCAAUAUUGUUGUUUUAGGGAUGGACAUCACUGCAGGUCAGGGACCAUUCCUGACACUUGGCAAUGAAUCCAUUCGGCCAUGAGCUGAUUUUGUUUUCUGAAACUCAAAUAGAAAGUUGAAUAUGUAUCAAAAUAUAUAGUAUAAAUGUAUAUACGUUCCUAUUUUUGUGAAGAGGAAAUGUUUCCCAAUGACCUGAUCAAAGUAAAUAAAAGUUUCCAUCUCUUUGAGUGAACAACAUUGA
Solea solea (common sole) is the source of this 4901-nucleotide messenger RNA. It is a transcript of the gene zdhhc8b, whose product is annotated as zinc finger DHHC-type palmitoyltransferase 8b. Gene Ontology annotation, molecular function: palmitoyltransferase activity. Bases 263 to 2563 code for a protein of 766 amino acids. NCBI's taxonomy places the organism in Eukaryota, Metazoa, Chordata, Actinopteri, Pleuronectiformes, Soleidae. Gene Ontology annotation, biological process: protein palmitoylation. The transcript is spliced from 11 exons. The record is from RefSeq and is a predicted model, not a curated record.